AUGCUACAGUUAUUCUCGGGCAGGCCCCACGAAAACAGUGCCAUUACCGCGGCCAAGCUUUGCGAAAGGCGAAGUUCUAUUGCAAAACGCCCUCUCCCCACGCCGAAGUCAGGUGCCCCAGCCGGAUGCGGACCCACGGGCCUUGCCGGUACUGCUCCUGUCACUGCCAGCACUCCUGGCUCUGCCAGCACUGCUCCCACCUCUGGUGGAGGCGGUGGCGGAUGCCUGAACUCGAAGAACCACUUGCCGGGGUGCAUCUGCAAAGACUGCAGAAAUCGCACGGAUUGGGUUGACGUUGUUGCUGUCAAGGGCAAGGGCAAGGGCAAAGAAGCACCUGUGAAGAGUGUCUUCAAAGACCCCGCCGCGGCGAUGGCUUCACAAGCCCCGGAUGAUUUCUGGCCUGGUUGGAGCGAUUGGGGCUGGGAUGAUGGCAGCUGGUGGGACGACAGUUGGUGGAUAGGCUGGGAUGAUCCGAGCUGGUGGGGCUUUGCAGAGCCUGCCCUUCCCUGUGGAGGUGUUUCGGACACAUCUGGACCUCAGUCUCUCCCGUCACUGGCAACGCCUGGAGACAUGAAGGAGGAGAUUCAAAAGUUCUGCGACAAAUACGAACUCGUCGAAGUCGACCGAGAAAAAGUCGCAGACUCCUUCUCGAGGUGUGGAGAAACAUGGGCACAGGAUCUGCGCGAGCUCGAUCACGCCCUCUCCAAGGCUCGGAAUCCAACGUCGCUGCUUCAGGCGCGACUGCGCGAGCUGGAAGCCAUACGUGGCUUUCAGGUGAAGGCCAAGCAGGGCCAUUUGCCUGGCUGCAUGUGCCCGGCGUGCAAGGAGAACAAGUUCGCCCGAGCUGUUGGCACCGAGACUGCGGUGGAGGCGAAGUCAUUGAAUGCUGCGGCCCUGGUCGCCUAUCAGGUCGAGCAGGAAGCUAUCAAUGGCGGCCCGCCCCCCGAAGACAUGCCCGAUGCGUUCAGCAACGAUCCCAAAGGCAAGGGGAAGGGCAAGGCCCUGAUCUUGCCCACUGGCGACCUCCUUCCAGAAGUCAAGGCCUUCUGCACACGCUUCGCACUGACAGAGCGCUUGCAGACAAAGGUCAUGGACACCCUGCGAAAGCGUGGUGAUCCGGAGUGGCGACAAGACUUGGCUGAAAUGAACAGGGACCUUUCCAAAGCGCGGAAUCCGAGCGGUCUCCUGGUGGUCAAGCUGGGUGACAUCCAGAAGGAGCUGAACCCAAAUCAGCUGUGUUUCAACUACCGCGCAGGUACUUGCACAUGGGGGGACAAAUGUCGCUGGUCCCACGAUGUUGCGGUGGGAGCCGAGCGGAUGAAUUCCAGCUCCCUCCUUGCGGCGAACGCGAAGGGGACGGCAAUCGGGCUUGAGAAACUUUUCACGGCAAGAAUGAGGUAG
Messenger RNA from Symbiodinium sp. CCMP2456, 1401 nucleotides. NCBI's taxonomy places the organism in Eukaryota, Dinophyceae, Suessiales, Symbiodiniaceae. The record is from the annotation of a GenBank genome assembly.